AUGUCGGGAGUCACGCAUGUCACCGACCGGCUGGAAAAGCCCGAGUUGGACGAUCGCUCGUACAGGGUGAUCAAGCUGGCGAAUCAAUUGGAAGCUUUGCUGGUUCAUGAUAAGGAUACAGACAAGGCCAGUGCUUCGGCGAAUGUCAAUGUGGGAAAUUUCUCGGACGACGAUAGCAUGCCCGGCAUGGCGCAUGCCGUAGAGCACUUAUUGUUUAUGGGAACUGAAAAGUACCCUAUAGAGAAUGCCUACAAUCAGUACCUUGCCGCCCACUCGGGCUCUUCCAAUGCGUACACCGGAGCAAUAGAGACCAAUUAUUUUUUCGAAGUCGCCGCAACCGGAGAAAGCAAAGCAGACGCUGCCAACGAGGCGGAUGCAUCAAAUGGCACAGAAACUUCUCCAUUAUACGGUGCGCUGGACCGGUUCGCGCAGUUUUUCAUUGCGCCUUUAUUCCUAGAAUCGACGCUGGAUCGAGAGUUGAAGGCAGUCGAUUCGGAGAAUAAGAAGAACUUACAGAGUGAUGUGUGGAGAUUGAUGCAACUGAACAAGUCCCUUUCGAACCCCCAGCAUCCCUAUCACCAUUUUUCAACGGGCAAUCUGCAAACUCUGCGCGACGAUCCGCAGAAACGCGGUAUCGAAGUGCGUAGCAAGUUUAUUGAAUUCCACAAGCAACACUAUUCUGCCAAUCGCAUGAAGCUGGUCGUUUUGGGGCGCGAGUCACUCGACCAGCUUGAGAAUUGGGUCGUGGAGUUGUUUUCUGAGGUCCAGGAUAAGAAUCUGGCACAGAAUCGAUGGGAUCAUGUGCAGCCCUUUUCGGCUGAUCAGCUUUGCACCCAAGUCUUUGCGAAACCGGUUAUGGACUCGCGUUCGUUGGAUAUCUAUUUCCCCUUUUUGGAUGAAGAGGAUCUCUAUGAGACGCUUCCCAGUCGAUAUAUUAGCCAUUUGAUUGGCCAUGAGGGUCCUGGUAGUAUUCUGUCCUAUAUCAAGGCAAAAGGUUGGGCGAAUGGAUUGUCAGCGGGCGCCAUGCCGGUUUGCCCUGGUUCUGCAUUCUUCACCAUCUCUGUGCGUCUCACCGAAGAUGGUCUGACGCAUUACCGGGAGGUUGUCAAGACGAUUUUCCAGUACAUUGCUAUGAUCAAGGAGCAGGCGCCAGAACAGUGGAUCUUCGAUGAGAUGAAGAAUCUCGCCGAAGUCGACUUCCGGUUCAAGCAGAAAUCGCCUGCUUCUCGCUUCACUAGUCGAUUGAGCAGCGUAAUGCAGAAACCUUUGCCGCGGGAAUGGCUGCUAAGCGGCAACAGCUUGCUGAGGAAAUUCGAUGCUGGAUUGGUCACCAAAGCCCUCUCGUACCUGCGCAGUGACAAUUUUAGACUCAUGAUAGUCGCACAGAACUUCCCCGGCGACUGGGAUGCGAAAGAGAAGUGGUAUGGCACUGAAUACAAGGAGGAAAAGAUCCCGCAAGAUUUCCUCAAGGAAAUUGGGGAUGCGUUGGCAUCGUCGCCUUCUGAGAGGAUCCAAGACUUGCACAUGCCGCACAAGAACGAGUUCAUUCCUACUCGUCUGUCGGUUGAGAAGAAAGAGGUCUCGCAGCCAGCCAACACGCCCAAACUCAUUCGUCUGGAUGAUCACGUGCGCGUCUGGUAUAAGAAGGAUGAUAGGUUUUGGGUGCCCAAGGCUACGGUGCACAUUACUCUGAGGAACUCGCUAGUCUGGGCUACCCCGGCGAAUCAUGUCAAGGCGAAGCUCUAUUGCGAGCUGGUGCGGGAUGCUUUGGUUGAGUAUUCGUAUGACGCUGAACUGGCCGGGUUGGACUACAACCUAUCUGCUAGCAUUUUUGGAUUGGAUGUCUCGGUCGGGGGAUACAAUGAUAAAAUGUCGGUGCUCCUUGAGAAGGUUGUUACUACGAUGCGCGACCUCGUCGUUCUUCCCGAACGCUUCAAAAUCAUCAAGGAGCGCCUGACGAGGGCUUACCGGAAUGCGGAGUACCAGCAGCCGUACUACCAAGUUGGCGACAUGACCCGCUAUCUUACCGCUGAGAAAACCUGGAUCAACGAGCAGUAUGCCGCCGAGUUGGAGCAUAUCCAGGCUGACGACGUUGCAGCAUUCUUCCCGCAGCUUUUGCAGCAGAAUCACAUCGAGGUCCUCGCUCAUGGCAACUUGUACAAGGAGGAUGCUUUGAAGAUGACGGACAUUGUCGAGGAUAUUGUGCGUAGCCGUCCAUUGCCACAAUCCCAAUGGCAUGUGCGCAGGAAUAUCAUUUUCCCGCCGGGCAGCAAUUACGUAUAUGAGCGGCAGUUGAAGGACCCGCAGAACGUGAACAACUGUAUCGAAUACUAUCUUUUCGUGGGCAGGAUAACAGACGAUGUGCUGCGGGCCAAGCUUCUCUUGCUGGCGCAAAUGACCGAGGAGCCGGCCUUUGACCAGCUCCGAAGCAAAGAACAGCUUGGGUAUGUUGUCUGGAGCGGAGCACGCUAUUCUGCAACAACCAUUGGAUAUCGUGUCAUCAUUCAGAGCGAGCGCACCGCGCAGUACUUGGAAAGCCGCAUUGACUCAUUCUUGAGCCAGUUUGCUCAGACGCUGGAGGACAUGACGGAGGAGGAAUUCGAGAGUCACAAGCGUAGCAUUAUCAACAAGAGGCUCGAGAAGCUGAAGAACCUGGGAUCUGAGACUGCGCGCUUCUGGACGCAUAUUGGCUCGGAAUACUUUAACUUUUUGCAGCAUGAAAUCGAUGCUAGCACCGUCAGGACCCUGACCAAGUCAGACCUGAUUGCUUUCUACCGCCAAUACAUCGAUCCCGCAUCGGACACACGCGCUAAGAUCUCGAUCCAUCUGAACGCGCAAUCCGCUGACACGGAUGAUCUGCCCGUGGACACGUCCAAGACUGCCGAGGGAAUAGAAGCAUUGCACAUCCAGCAGACGAGCAGCAAGGACGAAGUUGAGGCCGUCAAGGCCGUCCAGAAACCCGUUUACAUUACCAAUGUGCCUCAGUUCAAGGCCCGGCUGCCUGUUAGUCCUGGACCGAGUCCGGUUAUGGAUCUCAGCGAGUUUGGGGAUUUUGAUUCGAAGCUGGAUAGGCUUAGUGGGGCAUGCAGCCUCGUCUUAUUGGACGGAGCUCUCAUCAACUUGAUCCUCACAAAGUCCCGCGGAGGUCAAGCAUUGCUCCUCCAGCAACUACGCACGAACAUUUCAGUCCUUCUGGAUUGUCCCACUUAUUGUCUGGAUAUUCGAAUAUACAUAGAAAACACAUUCUCGCUGCUGAAGGAACAUCCUUCCAUCAUGUCGACCGUCACGGCGACUGCCAUGCAGAGCUCGAAGCCCCCCAUCAUCCCCAAAUCCUUCGACGCCAAACAGCCACAAACAAUUCGUCUCUACCCUCUGUCCAACUACACAUUCGGCACAAAAGAGAACCAGCCAGAAGAAGACCCGUCGGUGCUUGCGCGUCUGAAGAGGCUCGAGGAGCAUUAUGAUCUACAUGGGAUGCGCCGGACGUGCGAGGGCGUGCUGGUUUGUCAUGAGCAUAACCAUCCGCAUGUUUUGAUGUUGCAGAUUGCGAAUGCGUUUUUUAAACUACCAGGCGACUACCUACACCACGACGACGACGAAAUAACCGGGUUCAAAACCCGUUUGAACGAGAGACUGGCGCCCGUGGGCUCGCAGUUCAGCGGCGAGGGCGUCAACGAAGACUGGGAAGUAGGCGAUACGCUGGCGCAAUGGUGGCGGCCUAAUUUCGAGACCUUCAUGUACCCGUUUCUACCGGGGCAUGUUACGCGUCCGAAGGAGUGUAAGAAGUUGUAUCUUAUCCAGCUUCCGAAGAAGAAAGUAUUGAGUGUGCCCAAAAAUAUGAAACUCCUCGCCGUCCCCCUGUUUGAGCUUUACGACAACACUGCGCGAUACGGUCCUCAAUUAUCGGCUAUUCCGCACUUGCUGUCACGGUACAAUUUCGAGUUUGUCGAUGAGAAUGACAAUGUUGUUGCUGUUACGCCGGGCACGCCGCAUUCGGGCAUGGACGAGUUCAAGACCAAGAUCCUUGCUGGCGGUGCGGAGGGCGAGGAUACGGGCAUGGAGGAUGUUCAGGGAGGAGGUGGAGGAGGAGCUGCUGGUGGUGAUGUGAAUCAGUCGGAGAUUAAGCAAGAUGAUGAGCAAAUCUCUGGUCGGGAGCUUGUUCAGUCUUUGGUCUGGGUGAUCCUCCUAGCAGGGCUGGCAUCGCGUGAUGUCUCGCAGCAUGUGCUGGAUGACUUGAAUCUCUUCGAACAAUACUCGGCUGCAGCGUACUGUGAUGCGAAUGAUAACGCUACAAAAGGCACUGAAAUCGCUUGUGUGGCUGGAAACUGCCCUCUCGUGCAGCAAGCGGACGCCACAUCUGUCUAUUCGUUCUCAGACACUGGCGUGGGCGAUGUAACGGGUCUCCUCGCCCUUGACCACACCAACAAGCUGAUCGUCCUAGCCUUCCGUGGCUCUCGAAGCAUUCAAAAUUGGAUCACUAACCUUGACUUCAAGUUUACGAAUGCAUCUUCGCUCUGCGAUAAUUGCGAAGUCCACGAUGGAUUCCUAGACUCCUGGCAAUCGGUCUCGGACACGCUUACCUCCAAACUGUCGGCUACCGUCUCUGGCAAUCCUGGAUACAAGAUUGUCUUUACCGGACAUAGCCUGGGGGCGGCUUUGGCUACCGUCGCGGCGGUACAGUUGCGAAAUGCUGGAAACAACAUAGACCUGUACACCUAUGGAAGCCCUCGCGUGGGCAACCUCGACUUUGCGACUUUCCUCACCUCACAGCCAAACGGCGUCAACUACCGAGUCACGCACACCGAUGACCCUGUUCCCAAGCUGCCGCUUCGCAGUAUGGGGUUCAGCCAUCCAAGCCCGGAGUAUUGGAUCACAGCCGGUACGGAUGAGGCGGUGACGGCGAGCGCGAUUACUGUAGUCGCAGGGAUUGACUCCAAGGGGGGCAACGACGGGACGGACGCAGGGCUGGACGUCGAUGCUCAUCUCUGGUAUUUCAACAAGAUCUCUUCGUCAACAACCAACCCCCUUUUGAAACGAGAAAUCCUGGUCCUGGUCCUGGUCCUGAUCAUCCAUGAUCCACAUGGAAACAAGUAUUCCGAGCUCCGUUUUGGUCUUCGUGCAGUCGCGGCGGGCCUAGACGGGACGCGCCCUCCUUGCCGCAUGGCUCUUCGCUCCGUCGUCUCAGUCGCUGUGAAGCCUCCAUCGCGCCGCCUGCGGACGGCCGUGCUUGCGCUCUUGCUGCUGCUCACCUUCUACUGGGUUGCGACAACAACUGCCCUGCCAUCGGCGCGCCCCAGAACGCGGAAGGGGGCCAUCCAUAGCGAUGCCCGGUCGCCGCAGUUGGAGGCUGUCUUGCAGGCCCCCGUGCCUGCACCUACCAACAUGAGGUCGCAUAUCGAGAAAGACCUGGUGGUGGCAAGUAUGGUCGGCGAUAAUACCUCCUGGCUGACCGACUCCCUUCCCGACUGGCACAAGAGCAUAUACGUCGUGGACGAUGACACGGCCGAGCUGACUGUGGCAAAUAACAAGGGACGGGAAUCCAUGGUCUAUCUUACAUAUAUCAUUGACAACUACGACCGCUUACCCGACUAUAUGCUCUUCAUACAUUCUCAGCGAUAUCAAUGGCACAACGACGAUCCCUAUUACGACGGGGUUCCGAUGAUCAGACGAUUCCAGCUGCCUUAUCUGGAGAAGAUUGGUUAUGUUAAUCUGCGUUGUGCCUGGGUGCUGGGGUGUCCCGAUGAAAUUCACCCCAUGACAGAUAACGAUCACGAUGCGGUUCAUGCAGGUCCAUACUACAUGAAUGGGUUCAAGGAGCUGUUCCCCGGCGUCAAAGUUCCAGAUACGGUAGGAGUGUCUUGCUGUGCGCAGUUUGGAGUAGCGCGGUGGAAGAUUCGCGAACGGCCAAAGAGUGAUUAUGAGCGAUACAAGCGGUGGCUCCUGGGAACUGAUCUGGACGACGCCAUGAGUGGCCGGAUCAUGGAGUAUUCCUGGCAUACCACCGGUAAAUCCACCGUCUCUGCCCUCCUCGCCUCGCCUCCGCACAACCUCCCCAUCAUCGACGCGGACAUUCUCGCCCGCAAAGUCGUCGAGCCUGGCACCGCAGGCUACAAAGCUAUAGUCAAUUACUUUGGACCGAGCACACCGGAGCUCCUCUUACCGGCAGAUGCCGAGGGUAAGCGCGCGCUGAACCGGCCAGCGCUGGGGAGGCGCGUAUUCGGCGAUAGCGAGGAGCGCAAGCGCGAUAGGACGAUAUUGAAUCGCAUUGUGCAUCCGGCGGUGCGCUGGGAAGUCUAUAAAUCUUUACUGUAUUACUACCUUCGGGGCUAUUGGGCUGUGGUGCUGGAUGUGCCGCUGUUGUUUGAGUCCGGCAUGGAUGUUAUAUGCGGCACGGUGGUGGUGGUUGCGGUGCAGGAUCCGACGGUGCAGAUGGCGCGAUUACGCCAGAGAGAUCCGCAUUUGAGUGCGGAGGAUGCGGAGAAUCGUGUCAAGAGUCAGGGUGAUGUGCAGGGGAAAGUGAAGAAGGCACUUUAUAGGAAUAAGAAGGCGUCGGAGCAGGAUACGGACAAGGGCUCGAGAGGCGUUAUUGUGUGGAACGAUGGCGAUAAAGAUGCCCUGGCAAAGGAAGUUGACCGGGCUGUUCUUACGAUUCAGGAUAAUAGUCCUCGGUGGUGGUCCUGGAUACUCUUGAUUGCGCCGCCGGUGGGCGUGGCUGCUGCUGUGUGGAAUAUGGCUGCGAAUUUUAGUUCGCAGAGGAGUUGGGACCAGAAGGUCAAGAGAGAGAAGGCUAGCCAUGAUGAACAAACCGCCUAUCUGCCAUCCUCACAUGCCUGUCUCCAGGCUUAUGCUGCUAGAUUGGACUCGACAACUCCGACGACCGCACAUAGAUUAGACGCCUGGUGGCUGGAAGAAAGCAGUCAUUCCAAUGAUACACCUGGUCAAAUACUUGCCAAUUGCGCUGUCUAUCCUGUGUCAAAGCUGAAAAAGGCCCCCGCCAUGCAUCCAUAUACUCCAUAUAAUUCUGCGGGCAUGAGCCCGGCUCCGAUAUUCUCGACGUCCUCGUCCACCCAAGCAGGUAACAAGAGCUCCAGAAUGAAUACAGGCGCAGCAAAGUCUCUCACGUUCAAGCAUUAUACAUUCACCCCUGCUUCUCAGCAACACCAGAUGCCUCCGUCCAAACGUCGACGUGUUAUUGAGCCAUCAGAUGUAUCAACAGCAAGUUUCCCGCCAACCGGCAGCCAUUUAGACACCGCGCAAGACGGGGUGAAUAGUUUCUAUCAUCUAGAUUUUGCAAAACCGCUGCAUCAGAAUGUCGUAUCACAGAAUGCUGCUUUAGAUACCGCGGGCUCGUUCUCCACACAAAGUACCUCGGAAAGAUCAUCUCGGGGAGAUUUGGAUUCCGAUUUUACCAGCCGCAAUACGCCUAACACCUCAGUGUCAAAUACGUCGCCAUGGCCUCAGAUAAAGGCAGAUUCUCCGGCUGCAAUGUCAACGGCACCGGCACCAACGACGGCGAGUGAUUCUCAAGUAGCCCACCCCCCGAAGCAGCUCAACGAGACGGAAGUCGAUGCGCCCAACUAUGAAGAAUUCAAGCCACGUUCUUCCAUACCUAGUGGGAUCCCCGGUCCAGUAUAUGCUCAGCAGUGUAUAACGGCUGCAUAUGCAUCCCGACUCAACCCGUUUGCAUUGCAUAAGCGUGAACAAAAGGCACUACAGCAUCAUCUAUGCCAUCUGCAUGUCACGACGUACCUCAAUAUCCGCAACGGAAUCUUACGGCUAUGGACUCGCAACCCGAUGAUAAGCGUGACCCGUGAGGAAGCGCUUGGCUGUGCUAGGGACUUCAGAUGGAUGGGCCUUGCAGAUUUUGCCUAUGAGUGGCUAGUGAGAAACGGCUACGUCAACUUCGGCUGCGUCGAGGUUCCGCAAGCUCCUAUUUCUCCCAAAAAGGGUAGGCGAAAGGAUGAUGGGCCUGUCAUUGUUAUCGUCGGAGCGGGUGUAGCUGGCCUGGCCUGCGCCAGACAACUGGAAGGCUUGUAUCAGCAGUACCGCGACAAGGUCACAUCAUUCAAAGUGAUAGUUCUCGAGGGUAGGCGGCGCAUUGGUGGGCGGAUCUACUCGCAUCCUCUAAAAAGCCAUAAGAAUGCCUCAUUACCAAAAGGUCUCCGGCCGACCGCUGAGAUGGGUGCUCAGAUUAUUGUAGGAUUUGAUCGAGGGAAUCCAUUAGACCCGAUCAUUCGUUCACAGCUGGCAUUGCGUUAUCAUCUGCUCCGAGACAUAUCUACGAUUUAUGAUAUUGACGGCUCAGCUGUUGAUGAAAUGCAAGACGCAAUGGAUGAACGCCUCUAUAAUGACGUUCUCGACCGUUCUGGGAACUAUCGGCAUAAGACAGUUAUUCAACAUACCGCAGAAGGCGAUCGUGAGAUGAUGAAUCAUGGCCGUGACAUUCCGAUUGACGACGGGGUCACAAUUCAUCAGUACGAGGAAGCGCGCGCUGCAGGAACCCAUCACCUACUGCUUCCUGCUGCACGAUUUCGUCGCGGCAUUGGGCACCAUGCAUCCCGGAUUCUGCCGCCUUCUGAUCUAGACCCAGACGAAGAGCUGCCAGCGGCUAUGGAAUGUCAAAGCAUGGGGUGGAAACUACGAAAUGGCGUUUCUCCGCAGGCCGACCUGCAACUCGAUCAAGUUGCCAAAGCGUCCCCCCGUCAAACGCUAGGAGCCGUGAUGGACGAAGGCGUCAGACAAUACCAGGCUAUGCUUCCUCUGACGCCGAAGGAUAUGCGGCUUUUGAAUUGGCACUAUGCAAAUCUGGAAUACGCGAACGCCACCAAUUUAGGCAAGCUGAGUUUGUCAGGAUGGGACCAGGACAUGGGCAAUGAGUUUGAGGGCGAACAUAGCCAGGUUAUCGGGGGGUAUCAACAACUGCCACGAGGACUGUGGGCAUAUCCUACCAAACUAGAUGUCCGGACCAACGAGACGGUGGUAAACAUUACUUACGAUGCCACUGGCGAAGCCAAGAAUCGCAAGACAAUCGUCCACACCAAAAACGGUCCUAUUUCAGCCGACCAUGUUGUUUAUACGGGCUCCUUAGGUACUCUUAAACAUCGCACAGUUGGGUUUACUCCCUCACUACCAGAAUGGAAAAUGAAUGCAAUCGAUCGUCUCGGAUUUGGGGUGUUGAAUAAAGUCGUGCUAGUGUUUGAUCAUCCUUUCUGGGAUACCGGUCGGGACAUGUUUGGUCUUCUUCGCGAAGCAGAAGUUCCAGGCAGUAUGACUCAAGCAGAUUACGCCAAAAACCGGGGCAGAUUCUAUUUGUUCUGGAACUGUGUCAAGACAUCAGGUGUACCGAUGCUGAUUGCGUUGAUGGCUGGAGACGCAGCACAUCAAGCGGAAGAGAUGGCAGACAAGGACAUUGUCACAGAGGUCAUCUCGGAACUGCGCAAUGUCUUCAAAUCCGAAACUGUCCCAGAUCCACUGGAAACGAUCAUCACGCGCUGGAAAGCAGACAAAUUCACCCGCGGCACAUACUCCUACGUAGCAGCUGAUGCCUUGCCGGGGGACUACGAUCUGGUUGCGCAGGCCGUUGGAAACCUCCAUUUUGCCGGUGAAGCUACGUGUGGCACGCACCCUGCGACUGUGCAUGGGGCGUAUUUGUCGGGGCUGCGGGCUGCAGGGGAGAUUAUGGAGAAGAUAUUGGGACCGAUCGCGGUGCCUUCACCGUUGGUUCCGCCUUCAUCCAAGGGUAAUAACGGUUUUGCCAGUAAUCCUCUGCGGUAUUGGAACAGCAGCACCACUCCGACAAAGCAAAAUUCUACGCCAAAAGCGAAAACAAGCAACAAAAAGAAAGCCCCAGGAGUGACAGCUCAUACUACUACUACCACCACCAAAGCAGAACAAGAACAAGAACAAGAACCACAACACCCGCAACUCCAUCUCUACAACCAAGCACUAGAAACCCACCUCCACGCAACCAUCGGACCAGCACCGCCAGCCAAACCCGCCAAAAUCGCACUCAAUCCGUUCCUCACAUUCCAAAAGGACUACUGGAUUCGCGCAAAACAGCAAUGCGAGGCGAAUAAAAGACAGGCAACGAACAACCCAGAAGCGAAAGCUGCGCGCGACGAAGUCAGGGCGGUCCUGGGACAAAUGUGGCGAGAGGCGGAGGAGGAAGUUAAACGGCCGUAUCAUGAACAGAUGGCUGUCAACAGGCAGACGAAUGAUAAUAUGGCCAAGGCGUGGGCGGAGGCAGUGAGGGAGUAUGAGCGGAAGAGGGAGGAGGCUGUACGGGGAUUUCCUGCGUUUGAGGCAUGGCUAUCGUCUAUGGACAGGUCUGUAUAA
Messenger RNA from Talaromyces atroroseus, 10335 nucleotides. RefSeq lists its product as hypothetical. Gene Ontology annotation, biological process: peptide catabolic process; coenzyme A biosynthetic process; lipid catabolic process. The transcript has 19 exons. The record is from RefSeq and is a predicted model, not a curated record. Gene Ontology annotation, molecular function: dephospho-CoA kinase activity; protein binding; oxidoreductase activity. NCBI's taxonomy places the organism in Eukaryota, Fungi, Ascomycota, Eurotiomycetes, Eurotiales, Trichocomaceae. Bases 1 to 10335 code for a protein of 3444 amino acids. Gene Ontology annotation, cellular component: cytosol; mitochondrion; mRNA cleavage factor complex.